Molecule: messenger RNA, 3321 nt
Organism: Caenorhabditis angaria
Lineage: Eukaryota; Metazoa; Nematoda; Chromadorea; Rhabditida; Rhabditidae
Source: the annotation of a GenBank genome assembly
AUGUCGUGGAAACGACAAGUUCCUCGAAAAUGGCCAAUAGCAUUGCUCAUAUUAGCUCUAAUCAUUCUAAUUUGUUGGGGGAAUCUGGGAGGCGAGAGCCCAGCCCCUUUUGAGCCCAAAUCUUCGGGCCAGGAGACAGUGCAAGAGCAAGAAGAUGUGGUAGAGGUGCAAGAGGAGCCUGAGAUGUUCGUAGAGUCUCCAGGGGAUCUGGAUUUCGUCUCAAAGAUGAUUGAUUUAUCCUAUCUCGCCGAUACCUCUCCAUAUUCCUAUGAAACGCUGCCGAUCUGCACUGAUCUCACGCAAGAUUUCGCCGCAAAUCCGCCGACGUCGAAAUUCGAUUUUGCGAUGGUUUUGAACGAAUAUCAGCAGUGCUCUUUCAUUAUUCUGAUGCGGUUUUGGCGCGAAGUCGAGGCACUUUUGCUGAGUUAUCCGAGUGUGAUGUAUGUUUGUGAUCAGGAGCCGAAUAUUCGACGGGUGCCGUUGAAAAUGUUCAGGGGGAAUUAUGGGGGAAGGCAGGAGGGGAUGACGUUUUGGGCGGCGAUGCCAAGUUGUGUGAGUUUGGGGGAGAGAGGGGGGGGGUAGAGAAGCUAGAGAGCAUGAGGAAAUCAGAGACGCAGAGGGACAUACACUCGCUUACGGAAGCUAGAGAGCAUAGAAAAGUUAGAGACGGAGAUAAGGUAGACAGCUAGGGAACACGUGGAAGUUAGAGACGCAGAUGGAAACACACUCGCGCUACCGCGCUCGAGCCGCUACUGGAAGCUAGACAAGUAGAGAGCAUGAGUAAGUCAGAGACGCAGAUGGAAACACACUCGCGCUACCGCGCUCGAGCCGCUUGCGCGGAAGAUUCCAGAAGCUAGACAGCUAGAUAAGUUAGAGACGCAGAGAUGCUAGACAGCUAGGGUUAGAGACACAGAGGAACAUACACUCGCUCCACUCGAGCCGCUUGCGCGGAAGAUUCUGGAAGCUAGACAGCUAGAGAGCAUAGAGAUUUUAGAGACGGAGAGAAGGUAGACAGCUAGAGAGCAUGAGAUUGUCAUCAGAGACCGAGAGCGACAUCCACUCGCGCUACCGCGCUCGAGCCGCUUCGCUGAAGAUUCCGGAAACUAGAGAGAAGACAGAGACGCAGAGAAGCUAGACAGCUAGGGUUAGAGACGCAGAGGGACAUACACUCGCUUCGCUCGAGCCGCUUGCGCGGAAGAUUCUGGAAGCUAGAGAGCAUAGACGCAGAGAGGCUAGACAGAUAGAGAUCAUGACGAAGUUAGAGAGUAUAGAGUAGUUAUAGACGCAGAGGGAAAUACACUCGCUGCUCUCGAGCCGCUUACGCGGAAGAUUCCGAAAGCUAGACAGCUAGAGAGGAUGACAUUGUCAGAGACGCAGAGGCUAGAGAGCAUGGAGAAGUCAGAGACGCCUAGAAGCUAGACAGCUAGGGAGCAUAAAAUUGUCAGAGACGCAGAGGGAUUUCUGGUAGAUCAAAUUUUUUCGAACCAAAUUUGUUUCCAGCAAAACACCACAAAUCUUCUGGUGAAACUUGGCGAUCCAACAAACGCCGACACAUUUUUGGCGCCAAAAAUUGCGAAUUUAAAAAUCGAGGAAAAUCGCGGCACGGAUUCGGCAGAUUAUGAGAAAUAUUUCGAAAGUUUAAAGGGGGGACAGGAGGAGUUGGUGAGUUUUGAGCUCAAAAUUCGUCAAAAAUGCUCAUUUUUCACCCAGAUAAUCGAUAUGUUGUGGAUUUCGGCUAACUCUCAAUUCCCCAUCGACGAAUAUUUCAACAACGACCAAAUUUUCGACAAAAUGCACAUCACAGUGUGUCAAAUCAACUUGGAAGUUGGCGGAAAUUCGCCGGAAUUAGCCAAAAAAUUCCACGAUUUGCUCAUAAAAUUGUACAAUCAGAAGAAGUAUAUUUCAAUGCGUGCGGGCAUCGAAAAAAUCAAUAAUUCUACCACAAGCUUCUUCCUGAAUGUCAGCGAUAAGAGAUGUGUUAAUAAGUUUUUGAGAUAAUGAUGAUGAUUUUCAUGGAAAAUAAAUUUUAUUCGGGUUUUGAUACCAAACAUAAGUAUAACAUGAGCAAUACCUAUAAUUAAUAUUUUUGAAAAGGUUUUCCACAGCUCUCUAAAUUACAAUUUUCUUUCUCAAAAUCUGAAAAAUUUCCGCAGGCAGCAGGAAUCGAUCCCUUGACCUUUUCCUCGUUAAAAAAUGGAUCUAAAACUUCAUAUUUGGCUAUGAAGUUUUUGGGGGGGGGAGGGGGCAGAGAAGCUAGAGAGCAUGAGGAAGUCAGAGACGCAGAGGGACAUACACUCGCUUCGCUCGAGCCGCUUACGCGGAAGAUUCCGGAAGCUAGAGAUCAUAGAGAAGUCGGAGACGCAGAGAAGCUAGACAGCUAGGGUUAGAGAGGAAGAGGGACAUACACUCGCUUCGCUCGAACCGCUUGCGCGGAAGAUUCCGGAAGCUAGAGAGCAUAGAGAUGUUAGAGACGGAGAGAAGGUAGACAGCUAGAAUACACGUGGAAGUUAGAGACGCAGAGGGAAAUACAUUCGCUUCGCUCGAGCCGCUUGCGCGGAAGCUUCUGGAAGCUAGAGAGCAUGGAGAAGUCAGAGACGGAGAUAAGGUAGACAGCUAGGGAACACGUGGAAGUUAGAGACGCAGAUGGAAACACACUCGGGCUACCGCGCUCGAGCCGCUUCGCUGAAGAUUCCGGAAACUAGAGGUCAUAGAGAAGACAGAGAAACAAAGGGACAUGAACUUUAUCUACAGAAAAUGCGUCAGUGUAUGAAGCUGACGCAUUUCUGGUAGAUCAAAUUUUUUCGAACCAAAUUUGUUUCCAGCAAAACACCACAAAUCUCCUGGUGAAACUUGGCGAUCCAACAAAUGCCGACACAUUUUUGGCGCCAAAAAUUCCGAAUUUAAAAAUCGAGGAACAUCGCGGCACGGAUUCGGCGGAUUAUGAGAAAUAUUUCGAGAAUUUGAAACAAGGACAGGAGGAGUUGGUGAGUUUUGAGCUCAAAAUUCGUCAAAAAUGCUCAUUUUUUCACCCAGAUAAUCGAUAUGUUGUGGAUUUCGGCUAACUCUCAAUUCCCCAUCGACGAAUAUUUCAACAACGACCAAAUUUUCGACAAAAUGCACAUCACAGUGUGUCAAAUCAACUUGGAAGUUGGCGGAAAUUCGCCAGAAUUGGCCAAAAAAUUCCACGAUAUGCUCAUCAAAUUGUACAAUCAGAAAAAGUAUAUUUCAAUGCGUGCGGGCAUCGAGAAAAUCAAUAAUUCUACCACAAGCUUCUUCCUGAAUGUCAGCGAUAAGAGAUGUGUUAAUAAGUUUUUGAGAUAA